AUGCCCAGAGCCCCAGAGCUCACGACAAUAUUUGCGGCGGUGCCACAGUCCGGCGUGGACGACGAUGCCACCGCCGGAGCCGCCCAUGCCCCAGCACUGGCAUCAGGUGUUACGCUCCCCAUCACCGGCGCUGACAACGGCCACUACACCAAACUGUCUUCUACGCCCGCAGCAAAUCGAGCCCCCGCUCCCGCGCCCCACCGACACCGCCCCCAGCCCAGCGCCCCGCCGCCAUCGCUGCGGCUCACGCCGCCCCCUGCCGCCGCCCCGCGUGGCCCCCCGUUGCCGGCCCCGCCGGCCCCGCUGCCGCCCCGUGUCCCCACGCGGCUCUGCCCUGCGGCCCCACGGCCCCGCCGCCGCCCCAUGGGCCGCCGCCGCCUCGCGCGGCUCUGCCCCUCUGCCCCGCAGCGCCGCGGCCCUCAGCUGCGCCGCGGCCCACCGGCACCGGCCCCGUGCCCCCCCCCCGCCUACCUGAGAUCCCACGCCACGACAAUGCGGCCCGCCGAUGCCCCGCGGCCCAUCGCCGCCCCGAGGUCCCAUGCUGCGGCCCUGAGGCCCUCCGCCGUCCCGAGGGCCCCCGCUGCCGCCCCCAAGCGAGGUCCCACGCCGCGGCCCUGA
Molecule: messenger RNA, 618 nt
Organism: Panicum hallii
Lineage: Eukaryota; Viridiplantae; Streptophyta; Magnoliopsida; Poales; Poaceae
Product: basic proline-rich protein-like
Exons: 2
Coding region: 1-618 (205 amino acids)
Source: RefSeq, a predicted model, not a curated record